GCGGCGAUGGACGCCUUGGAUAAAGUCGUAAAACCUAAAACAAAAAGGGCUAAGAGAUUCCUUGAGAAGAGGGAACCAAGAGUCAGUGAAAACACCAAGCACGCCAUGCUGAUUAAAGGGGGAAACGCCAACGCGACCGUGUCACAAGUGCUCAGAGACGUGUAUGCACUGAAGAAACCAUUCGGAGUUCUGUAUAAAAAGAAAAAUAUUACAAGACCAUUUGAGGAUCAGACAUCACUGGAGUUCUUUUCAAAGAAGUCAGACUGUUCUUUAUUCAUGUUUGGCUCCCAUAAUAAGAAGAGGCCAAAUAAUCUAGUAAUAGGUCGUAUGUAUGACUACCAUGUGCUGGAUAUGAUUGAACUAGGUAUUGAGAAAUUUGUGUCUCUAAAAGAUAUUAAGACUAGUAAGUGCCCCGAGGGAACAAAACCCAUGUUGAUAUUCGCUGGUGAUGAUUUUGAUGUAACAGAAGACUAUAGAAGAUUAAAAAGUCUUCUUAUUGAUUUCUUCAGAGGCCCCACAGUGUCCAACGUCCGACUGGCUGGACUGGAGUAUGUUCUGCAUUUCACUGCCCUGAACGGGAAGGUUUACUUUCGAAGCUAUAAGCUGCUGUUGAAGAAGUCUGGUUGCAGAACACCACGAAUUGAACUGGAAGAGAUGGGACCAUCGAUGGAUCUGGUUCUGAGGAGGACACACUUAGCAUCAGACGACCUUUAUAAAUUGUCCAUGAAAAUGCCCAAAGCUCUCAAGCCAAAGAAGAGAAAGAAUGUCUCCCAGGACACUUUUGGUACGACUUUUGGAAGGAUUCAUAUGCAGAAGCAAGACCUGAGCAAACUACAGACCAGGAAAAUGAAGGGGUUGAGGAAGCGACCUGCAGAGACAGGGUCAGAAGACGAGAGGAAAAAAUCAAAGAGAAUUAGGAGACAUUAGUGGAAACUAACGGACGGGGCCACUUUCUUGGAAUUUGUUUUUAUGUGGCGGGGUGGAGUGUGACAAGACCUCACACUGUAGCCCAGGCUAGCCCCAGCCUCUCAAGUGCUGCAGCUACAGGCAUACACCACCAUACCCAGCACAUUGUACAUGUCUGUAACAUAAAUUAUUACUUAAAGUUUUUAAAAGUUAA
Phodopus roborovskii (desert hamster) is the source of this 1120-nucleotide messenger RNA. RefSeq names its product ribosome production factor 2 homolog (gene Rpf2). Bases 7 to 927 code for a protein of 306 amino acids. Gene Ontology annotation, molecular function: rRNA binding. The transcript is spliced from 10 exons. Gene Ontology annotation, biological process: maturation of LSU-rRNA from tricistronic rRNA transcript (SSU-rRNA, 5.8S rRNA, LSU-rRNA); ribosomal large subunit assembly. NCBI's taxonomy places the organism in Eukaryota, Metazoa, Chordata, Mammalia, Rodentia, Cricetidae. Gene Ontology annotation, cellular component: nucleolus. The record is from RefSeq and is a predicted model, not a curated record.